AUGACACUUAUCACCCCUACACUUCGCAGCAUCUCCUUGCAUGUACAUGAUCCAAACAGCAUCGGGGGCAACCUGCCUACAGACCUCGAGCAAGUUGCUGCAAGCCUCCUGCUCCCUAUUAGCGCAAAUACUCCCUCUUUGCGGCAGUUAGCUGUCUAUGGUGUGCGAGAUCCCUCGUGGUUGACGCCGGUCACUGCCUGGAAUGCUUUGCAGAUUUUGGAGCUCGGCACGGAUCACCUCAACACGCCUCUGCUAGACUAUCUCUGUGCGUCAGGAAGCCUAGUCGAUCUCACUGUGGGUAUCUAUUCGUUACCAGAGAAUAUAGCUAGCUACCGAGGUUUUGAGAAUUUGCAGAAGCUGACCCUAUAUGGGAAAUCCAAGACUAUCAUCCAGUUCUCGCCCAGUGUUACCUCUUCUCGCUUGCGCUAUCUUACGUUAAUGGUGGGAGACUUCAAGGAUCCCGAAAGUUUCGAAGAUUGUGCCCCGCUAUUGUCGUUGUUGUCUUCAAGGUAUCCCUCAUUGCGCAACUUUGAACUCUGCCUCCUGAAAGCUGUUGUCACAAACUCUACCACGUCAGCCUGUUCAAUCUUUGAACCGCUCACCUCAAUGUGUAUGCUGGAGACCAUCUGUGUAUACAUCUCGAGGGCAUAUGACAUGGCGGAUGGAGACUUCGCGACUUUACCAGCCUUUUGGCCCGCCUUGAAGGAGUUCGUAUUUCUUGUCACUAAUGGUGCCAACCCUCUGUCUGUCCAACCCCGCACUCUUGUCUAA
Messenger RNA from Sparassis crispa, 771 nucleotides. RefSeq lists its product as hypothetical. Lineage: Eukaryota; Fungi; Basidiomycota; Agaricomycetes; Polyporales; Sparassidaceae. The record is from RefSeq and is a predicted model, not a curated record. The coding region runs from base 1 to 771 and encodes 256 amino acids. The transcript has a single exon.